GUUAGUCGCGUUUUACAGGUCACUCGAAUACUUACUCAAAAUUUUCCAAAACGCGUUCAACCUAAAGACAACACACAAAAAUUGAGUGACCUGUAAAGAAACUUCCAAACUACACCCUAAACAUUAUUAAUUUUAAAUUUAUUCAUCGUGUUAUUUAUUUUGUGAAAAUCGUUUUUGAGUAUAUAUUAUUAUCGUCGUGUUCGUGUUCGUUUGAGUAUUGAAAAAUAAUUUAUAAAAAUGGCGGCGUGCAACUUUUUACCCAGCAGGGUAUUCGACAUGAACAGAAACUCCGAUACGCUUUCCGAGGUAUCAGAGUGCGGGACAGGCACAUCGGAAUGGAACUCGAAUUGGGACUCGAAGGAGGAAUUGAGGGACUUUCUAACGAAAUUGGGACUGAAGGACGUCUCGGACUUGUAUCAGGACAGAUUCAGAGUCGACAGGAAAAAACUCGAACAAAUGCUGACAGGUGACAAUGAGGCUCUCAUCCCAGCAGACGUAUUUUUUGCGAAAAUCAUGGAAGAUACAGACACUCAUAUCACUUGGCCAAAUAAGUUGAAGAUUGGAGCAAAAUCAAAAAAAGAUCCUCAUGUAAGGAUUGCUGGCCGACCAGAAGAUGUGAAAGCUGCUAAAGAAAGAAUUAUGACAAUUUUAGACACUAGAUGUAAUAGAAUAACAAUGAAAAUGGAUGUGAGUUAUACAGAUCAUUCGCACAUCAUUGGGAAAGGUGGUUUGAGCAUCAAACGCGUUAUGGAGGAAACUCAGUGCCACGUGCAUUUUCCCGAUUCCAAUCGUUCCAAUCCCACCGAGAAGAGCAACCAGGUGUCCAUAUCGGGAGACAUCGAAGGAGUCGAGAGUGCCAGAAGCCGUGUGAGAGAGCUUAUACCGUUGAUCUUCGGCUUCGAGCUGCCGAUCAUGUCGCAGAACGUCGACGCCACGUCCUCGUACGUGGUGAAGAUCCAGGAGCAGUACCGGGUGCAGGUGAUGUUCAAGACCAGGCCGAAGCUGCACGCCACCAUGGUGCUGGUCAAGGGGGUGGAGUGGGAGGUGGACCAGGUCAGAACGGCGACGCUCUUGCUCAUGGAUUUCCUGUGCGAGAAUCUAGCGAACCAAAUUCCGGUCCAGAUGUCGAUGGAGAUAUCCCCGCACCACCAUCAGGUGGUCCUAGGAAAGAACCACUCGAACCUGAAGGUCAUCAUGCAGUACACCGGCUGCCAAAUCAUGUUCCCCGACGCUCAGGAUCCUAACAUCCCUACGCUGAAGAAGAGCAACGUCAACAUAUCCGGUCGCAUCGACGAGGUGUACAAGGCGCGGCAGCUGCUGAUGGGCGGCCUGCCCCUCAUCGUCAUCUUCGACCUGCCCGAGGAAUCAGUCACUUUGCGCACGCGCCCCGACCAGAUCAACGAGAUCCAGAACAUUUGCGACGUCGCCAUCAACAUCAGGCAGAAGGCCAAGCAGAACACGAGGGCGUGCGUCAUCAAGGGGGUCGAAAAGAAUGCAGGCCACAUCUACAAAGCCAGGAACCUCAUCCUCGGCUUCGACGAGCCGGCCACCGUGGCGGACAUCCCGCCCGCCUACCACCUCCCCGCCCCGCUGUCUGCCGGCCCCGCCCCCGUGAUCCGCUUGCCACCCGCCUCGCCGCUGCUCAGUCCGCUCGCGUCUCCGUCGUGGCAGCACCAGGCCACGCCCACCGCGCAGAGUGGGGGAGGCGGGAUGGGUGGGGGCGGGGCGCCGUUCGUCGGCAUGGUGCAGCAGCCGCAGUUCGUGUUCAACGUGAUGCAGCACUCGAUGGCGAGCAGCGGAUAUCAUUCGUUGAAUCAGAGCCAAUUUGCCACCAACAGCUCCUUAUCGCUGGAACAAAGUGGAGAAAUGCCGACAUACUCGACAAUUUCCAGCAACAACAGCUCGAUAUCUAGCAACGUGUCCAGUCCGAGGAUUCCUACAUCGCCAUGUUACCGUCAAUUUUCCGAUUCGCAGUCUCACAAAAUGGAUUUAUCGUCAGUGCUGUCGGAGAUGAACAUCUCAGCGGGCCACCACCAAACGGGGGAGCCACGCCCAGACAAGGGCGCAGCGGGCUACGGUGACGUGGACAGCAAGCGACUAGCAGGCUUCAGGGCCAUGCAGAGCAGGCCGGUGGCCGGGUCGUACCGCACGCCGAACAACUCUUGGUCGGGGUACUACAUCAGCCACACCAGCCCCGCCGGAUUGGCAGACAAAAUCAACAAGAGCAAGAAGGACGACGACAUAUGGAACGCGGCGUCAGCCUCUCCCAAACGCAGCGACGCAGGCGCCGCGACGGCCGUCUCCCCAACACCCGCCCUCAGCACCAGCAACAUCGUAGACCACGCCUCCAGCCACCUAGUCGCCAGCCUCAUGUGCUCCGAGUGGACCGACCUGGCCGGCAUGCUCACCUCGCUGGGCCUCGAGAGGUACAUCGGAGUGUUCACCACGCACGAGAUUGAUCUGACCACUUUUCCCACGCUCACCGACAAGGAUCUCAUGGAAAUCGGGAUUAACGCUUUCGGGGCGCGCAGGAAGAUAUUGCUGGCGAUAUCAGAAUUGAACAAACGAUCGAAUUCGUUUUCUGCUGCCCCAGGCGCUGAAAGGAAAAACUCUCCCACCAAAUCAUCUGUGUUUGGGAGUCCUCUUGCUAAAUGGUGAUUCUCAACUUUGUGAUCGAUCAUAGAGGUACGCGAUCUGUACUAAUCAUUUUCUAUGCUAGUUAAGGUUUUUGUUAUUUGAUUUAUAAUCUGAAAACCUGGUUUGGGUAGAAAGGUAUAGUGACGUUUUUUAAUUGUAACAUUUUUUGUCAUGAAGAAAUAAUUUAUUAUUAUAAAAAACUAUUUAUAACUGUGUUUUCAGCUUUGCAUUCAAAGCUUUUUGUUGUAUUGCAUGAUCAAGCAUUUGAAUUAGAUAGUUAUUUCAUAUUUUGAAGGUUCUGAAAAUAUUUCAUGGUUUCUAUGAAUGGCUUGUUCCAUGAAUAAAAUUAUUAUUCAAAAUAGUUGUUAGCAAUACAAUUUCAGUGAACAAAUGCUCGCCAUAAAAGACCUGAAUAUUUUCAAAUACAAUUUUAUAU
Phaedon cochleariae (mustard beetle) is the source of this 3073-nucleotide messenger RNA. The record is from the annotation of a GenBank genome assembly. NCBI's taxonomy places the organism in Eukaryota, Metazoa, Arthropoda, Insecta, Coleoptera, Chrysomelidae.